AUGCUGCUGCCUAAAUAUUUCUUCUUGUCUUCUGGAACAAGGAUCCGGGUAGCCCUGGGUGAUUUCCUUCAGUUACCAUACUGGGCCAGGAAGUUUCAUCUAUCAAGAAUUAAACCAACAACCCUGCGAGUGUCUGUAUGUGAAGAGAAGGCGGAGCUGAAGCCGUCUAGUAUUUGGGACAGCUCUACUACACUCUACCUGCACAACUUGCUUCAAGCGUCUACACAAACGGAAGCUGUGCUGCUUGAACUGGAGUCAGACUCCACUUCUAUUGAGCUCUACCUGACCAUCAACAACAUCAAGACCUGUGUGAACGAUGACUUGGUGGCUAAGAGGUUUGCGUACUACAGCACACACCCUGCUGGCAGUAAUGGUCUGACUGGUGCAGACUGGCUUCCUGUCAGGCUGUCCUCCAGCGUCUUACCUCAGACCGCCUCCAAAUCAUCCAACAGACACAAGGCACAAACCGAGGAAGUCUCGUGUGACCACACGGUAACACAACAGAUCUCUGAUCCGGUGGGUGCAGGUGAUUGGCAGAAGGCUCCGUCUCCACCUCAGAGCCACCUGCCCGAGCUGGUUACCUGUGAUGCAGACAGCAGAUCGCUGGUUUUAACGGAAGUAACGGAUUCAAACGACCGACCCAGGAACAGUCUGGAAGCUGCAGAGACAAAAAGUGACUCAUCAGAGGACACCGACUCGUCUCUGGCUGCAGCUCUGACCAGAAACCUCAGUUUGUUCAGGUUCCAGAAGUUUCUGAACCCUGGCAGCAGCUACCAAGAUGCUCCCUCUGAUGUGGCUGCCUUCAGGCAGUCUCCAAUAAAUGGCAGCCCGUCCCUACAAAACUAUUUACAAACUAGCCGCGAUCUACCAAGUGAAGCUGAACAUGAUCUUCACAGCAGAGCAGGAGCAGAAGCAGGCGGGACGAGGAGGACUGAGGAGGCCCGGGUCUGUUCCAGUUUUUUGGACUGGUUGAACCCAGAAUCUUUCAACUCUGCAGAAGCUGCAGACGAUGCAAUUAGUCCCAGUGACCCUAGGAUGAGUGGGAUUCUGGUCCACUCAGCCCAUCUGGAGGAGCCCUGUAAUAACUUGGAAGACGCGCCCAUCACAGAUGUUCUCCGACAGGUGUUGCGGAAGAAAAAUUACUGCACUUUGUCUCCAGCUGAUUGUUACAGCUGGCCAGCUGUGGCUCGUGGAUACAACACUGUCAUUAUCUCCAACAAUGCAGCGCAGCCAAUUAGCUACCUUGCCCCCCUCCUCUCACACAUCCAACUGAACUCUAUCUUCACUUCCCCCACCUCUAGUUUAGGGCCGAUAGCAGUGGUGCUGUGUCCAGGCUGGGAGAGGGCUCAGGUGGUUUACGACAUGCUGGAGGAGACCAAAGUUUACCAAAUCCUCCACCCAGUCGUCAUCCUGCUGGGCGUGGGCAAGAACGAAGCUAAAGCUGCAAAAAUUCCACAAAACUGCCUUCUUUUAGUGACCAACCCCUUCACUCUGGUCCGUCUGCUGUCCUGCCACUGUUUCAUGUUCUUACGGAUGUACCACCUGAUUCUAGAUGAUGCUGAGGAGCUUUUUGCUCUUGCUCCUGAUCAGAUGGAAACCAUCUUGCAACAUUUCCAGAAGGUGACUUGCAGUGAGGAGCAGACGAGUCCCAGUCCCAAGCAGCUUGUUGCAGUGGCGAAACGGUGGACCGAUCACAUGGAGAGCCUGAUAGGCAGUCACAUGCCUUCACCAUACAUUAUCAUAAGUGUUCCUGAAGAAGCUGCCCUCUACGGGAAUGUACAACAGGCCGUCCUCAUGACAGUUGAAAGCAGCAAGGUGUCAUCACUGUUGGGUGUGUUGGAUUUCAGGCCUGCUGUUGGUCAGAAGUCGUUGAUUGUAACGAACUCCGCUCAAGAGGUGGAAGACGUGUUCAAGGCUGUUGGCAACAAAUCAGCCUUCUGUCUGAAGACCCAUGAAGGACUGGCUCACCAGUUUGAUCUUGUGAUGGAGCAGUGGAGGAAGGACAUUGGUCCUGGCACUCAUGUUAUUCUGGUUACCACCAAUGACUGUCUGAAGUGUCUUGGUAUCAAAGAUGCAACUUGUCUCAUCCACUACGGAUUUCCUACCUCUCCCAAAGUGUUUGGCAACAGACUCUUCUGCAUGAGUGAAAACUUCAGAAAUAUGUGUGAAGCGGUUUGCUCCCAGUAUCAACCAAAGGGGGACUCACAGCUCUGCAGGUCCGUCCUGCUGCUUUCAGAGAGGAACACCUCCCACGUUGUUGGAGUUCUGCGCUACGUGAAGCGAACCAACGCCCUGCUGCCCCCAGAACUCGUAGCCUUUGCUCAGGGGGUCCAUGAGGCCCGUGAAGACCAGAAGGUGGAUCGCGCCCUCUGUAGCUACCUGAAGAGUUUUGGAUUCUGCAGAGACAGCAGUGUGUGCCCGGCUCGCCAUCGAUUUAAUAUCCAGCUUGAUCAGUCGGUGCUCCCGGCAUCUGGAGUCAUUGAAGUUGUGCCUCUGUACGUGAAGUCGGCCUCGGUGUUUUGUGGGCGGAUGGUCAGGAAGGAUGACGGACGUUUUGACGUGAUGGCCUCUGAGAUGGCGUCUUAUUAUGCUGACAAGAAACCGGGAGCAAAGGAGCUGCUGGAAGGAGGUUUAUAUGCCGUGCAGGAGGACGAGGUCUUCCACAGAGUGAAGAUCCUCUCAAUCCCAGAUUACGGUGACAGCCUGUUUUUUUCUGUUCCCGUGAUCUUCAUCGAUGUUGGAAAAGAGGUUGAAGUUAAAUCUCAUCAGAUUCUUCAGCUCCCGGAACAGUUUCAGUCUCUGCCGGGCCAAGCCAUUGAAAUUAUAAUCUGCAGGGUAAAACCAGCUGAUGCCGAGAUGAACUGGCACCCUAAGGUCACCAGAACCAUCAGCCAGAAGAUCCAAGGUCUGCAGCAUCAAGCGAGAGCCGUCUUGAGUCUGGGAAACACGGUUUUUGUUGACCCUAUGGUACGAGUCACCCGGGUGCCGGGCAUGAAAACUUCCAUCAAUGAGUACAAUGUACAGUCAGAGAUUCUGAACACAGGGAUGGCAGUCAGCAACCCAGAACAUCUGGACCAGCUGAGAGCACUGUGUGCAGCUGUGGUUCACGCUACAAAAGAUGCAAGCGUGGAGAAGGACUCAUCAUCUUUGGAAGUCGGGACCAAAACAGAGGACACGGUCAGAGCUGCUGAGGAUGCUCUGACGUCCACACCCAACUCUCCUGUCAGUCUGAAAUCUUCAACAAAUCAUUCCACCGUUGAGAUGCCCCCACUCUCAGUCUGUGAUCAAAAUUUGAAGGUACACAUACAGACCAGCAGCCAGAGAGACCUGGACACUGCAGAGCUGACGCAGAGGAAGCUGCAGACACCUUCAGCUCUGCAGGGGAGCUUUCUGAACUGCUCUUUCUUUUGUGACCGUUGUGGAAGCGUGAAGGGUCAGGUCUACAAACUGGACCUGCAGCUUCACCAGAAGAUAGCUGCCGACCUUUGCCACCUGGAAAUGAAGUCCUGCGAACCGGUUCUGAAACUGGUCAAACAGCGGCAGGGAUACUGGGACCAGCUCGUCACCAAUAAGAAUAUUUUUGUGAGUUACAACAUGGAGCACAUUGAUGACGAAGACAAAGUACUAAAUGGUGUGGGCUUUGUGGAGGACACGGGAGAAGACAACUGGUAUGUGAACUCGGAGAGCGGCAGCGAGAGCGACUGA
Nematolebias whitei (Rio pearlfish) is the source of this 3705-nucleotide messenger RNA. It is a transcript of the gene tdrd12, whose product is annotated as tudor domain containing 12. Gene Ontology annotation, biological process: germ-line stem cell division; transposable element silencing. NCBI's taxonomy places the organism in Eukaryota, Metazoa, Chordata, Actinopteri, Cyprinodontiformes, Rivulidae. The record is from RefSeq and is a predicted model, not a curated record.